Colletotrichum higginsianum IMI 349063 is the source of this 2946-nucleotide messenger RNA. RefSeq lists its product as uncharacterized. NCBI's taxonomy places the organism in Eukaryota, Fungi, Ascomycota, Sordariomycetes, Glomerellales, Glomerellaceae. The record is from RefSeq and is a predicted model, not a curated record. The coding region runs from base 1 to 2946 and encodes 981 amino acids. The transcript has a single exon.
AUGGGUCUCUCAUGGCCAUCCCUGGGACGUUGGACGUCCCGCCGAACCCAGGCGCCCGAACACUCGCUCGAACCGCUCCGGCUCACGCCUGUCGGCCGCGCCACGAAAACGACGCUGUGCUACUCCCCCAGCGACGGUCACCAGUCGUCUCUCUCGUCCCAUUCCACGCCCUACGACGAGGCGUUCCCGUCGUCAUCGUCUACCCCGUCCACGGAUGAGCACCACCGCCAUCAUCUUCAUCAUCGUCAAGAACAACAAGAGUGCCCGACCAGCUCGUUCAAAGUCCAGACCCACGGUGUCGAGGAGACCGAAGCAAUACUCCGAGGUGAGUCCUCCCGCGCCCUCGUCGCGCUGCGCCAGCGGCAGGAGGAGGCUGAACGUCGUCUGAGAAGCGAGGGGAGCGAAGCGAAUUCGAACUUCUGGGAGAGGGCCGUUUCCGUUGCUCGGAGGCGGGGGGAAGAGAAGACGGCUGCGCUGGAGCAGCAGCAGCAGCAGCAGCAGUGGUGGCGGCGGCAGAAGGAGCGGCGCCACGGUGACGAAGACGGUCGAUAUCACCACGACCGCCGCGGACGGUACACCGACGUGGAACCGGGAGAGGGGUGUGGCGGGGCGAAAGAGGUAAAUCCUUUGGGGCACUGGGAGGAAUUGCGGGCGCUUGACGGGAACGCGGGCGGUGCUGAUGCAGAGCGUAGGUCGAGUAUGUGGCGGGAGAGCCUGGCGAGAACGGAAAAAGUGCCUCGCCUGCCGAGCCUGCUCUUCCCUGAAUUUGGGAAGAUGGUUGCCGAAGUCGGGAUCCCCUCGACGCACGGGGGGAGUGAUGCUUCCCCUGUUCACGGACACCACGGGGAUGGCACAGGGACGGCCACCUCCUUGGACGAGAGUCCGAAGUCGAUGAAUAGGCUCCUGGAGUGCCCAUACGACUCUGCUGAAGUGAUAGUUGGAGGUGGCCAAGUGAGUGCCGAGCAAUCGAUGCGGGACGAUGGGUUGGACAUGCACCGUCCCGCGACGGAGGAUUUCGAAGGCUGGCAGAUGAACGAGGAGAACAAGUCUCCCCACGGACCGACGGGCUAUGACAUCCUUCGUCCUGCCACUGGGCUAGGUUGGUACGAUGGCGACGAGUGGUCGCUUCGUUCCACCAUCGACCACUUCUCUGCAGAACCAGACGGACACUGGACAGACGAAAGGUCAAUACGGACGAUCACGGUCAAAACCCAGCACUUCCCUGUUCGAAAGGACUCCUUGCAUUAUAGUUCGCCCAUUGACCACGAGUUCUCUUCUACAGUCUCCUCAACGGAAAUAGAAGACAACACACUCACGGAAGAAGACGUCUCGGCCGGGCCGAGCCCCUCGAUGAGCACCAUCAUCAACAACUCGAGCGCCUUCCUCCAGUCCAGCACGGAAGACGACGACGACGACGACGACUGGCUGGGACCGAGACGUAAGAUACAAAGCCCCGUCUCAUACAACCACGUAGAAUACCGCUCCUCCGCCAACGAUGGGCCCUCCUCCAGCUCGCUUUCUCACAGUCCCAACUUCGCCUCCCCGGCGUCGUCGGGUUUCUCCCCUCUCUCCUGCGAGGAGGAACAAGACAUCGACGACCUCCUCGACAUCUACGCCGCCACCGCCUCCUCAGACCCAAUCCCCUCCGUCCCUUCGACCCACGAAAACGACGUCCUCCUCCUCCUCCUCCCCCCUUGGCUCCCCUACCACCCAUCCGCCGCCGCGCCUCUCGCCACCAUCGCCCGCGGCCUCUCCCUCCCUCCCACGACCCCCUUCGACGUCCUCCAGGACCACCUCGCCCGCAACGCAAACAUCCUCCGCUACCUCGUCCUCCACUGCAUCCCCUCCCCCUCCACCAACCCCGUCGAACAGGCCAACGACCUCGUCGAGCCGAUCCUCCCGCCCCCGCUGGCAGCGCACCCGUCCUUCGCCGAGAACUACCCCCAGCACCCGCGCCGCCGCGAAUACACCCGCCUCCUGCAGGCCGUCCGCUCCGUACGCUGGUCCGCCGGCGCCAUCGUCGACAUGCUCGCCGUCGUCGACUUCCCACAGACGGCCCCGCUGCCGUCGUUUUCGUCCCCGGGCCGCAGCCUUCGCCCCUCGACGGCGCUGCCCAUGUUCCGCAAGCUGCGCACCGCCGACGCCCAGAGGAAGGGCUGCCUCACCUCCGCCCAGCUGCACAGCCUGCACCGCCACGGCGUGUCGCUGCUCGACGUGCUGCAGAUGAACGACGUGCCCAAGGUGGUCACGCGCGGGCUGGGCGGCCGGCUCAUCGAGGCGGCCGAGAGCAGCGCACUGUGCAUCGCGAGGGAUUGUAACCUGCUCGACGAGGAGGGCGCGCUUCUGGAUCUGCUGGCGGACCCGGACGAGCCGCCCCUGAAGAGCCCGGGAUGCGAGAGGAGGGUAGCGGUCGGGAAGGGGAGCGGGUUGAGGAACUGUGUGGACGUGAACGGGGAUGAUGAGGACGACGAGAUGGAUGGUAACGAGAUCAGAGGGCACGAUAGGGAAUCGGUUGCCCGUGAUAGCGAGGCCGCCGAGCACGCCAUUGACGACGACGCGCCGUACAUCGUAAGCCCCCUAUCCCCCGAGGCGACCACCAAUGAUCACGGCUGGGACCACCAGCAAGGCGACGUGUCGCCGCUGGCGGCGUCCCAUCGCACGCAGGACCUCGAGGCUCUGCUCCAUCAUGUCCGUCCUCUGUCUUCGACACGAGACGGUCAAGCCGGCGAGGAUGAGAAGGCCGCUCCAACGAGCCCCUGGAUACAACAUUCCUACGAGCUCGGAGCAGCGGCGGCGGCGUCGGCGGUCGUCGACGGGGACGCGCUCGAGGACCCGGCGGUGCGGGUGUUCAUGCAGGACAUGGGGUUCGGCGUCGACGACUUCCGGCUCGCGCUGGGGGACAGGACGAGCUGGGGCGUAGACCUCGGGGGCAUGUUGAGCGAAUAG